Molecule: messenger RNA, 1098 nt
Organism: Penicillium samsonianum
Lineage: Eukaryota; Fungi; Ascomycota; Eurotiomycetes; Eurotiales; Aspergillaceae
Product: CobW-like GTP-binding protein
Exons: 1
Coding region: 1-1098 (365 amino acids)
Cellular component (GO): cytoplasm
Source: RefSeq, a predicted model, not a curated record
AUGGCGCCAAUCCCCAUAACAAUCGUGACGGGCUUCCUGGGCUCAGGCAAAACCACAAUCCUUCUGAACCUAAUCCCGCAACUCCCAAAGACCUACAAGCUAGCCCUCCUGAAAAAUGAAUUCGGCGACGUAGCCGUGGACUCCCAACUAGCCUCAACGCAAUCCAUCAGCGGCGUGCGCGAAAUGCUAAACGGCUGUAUCUGCUGCAACCUCGUCGGCCAACUCAGCGACGCACUGGACCAGCUCCGCACCGAAGUGCAACCCGACCGCAUCGUGAUCGAGACCAGCGGCAGCGCAUUCCCCGCAACGCUCGCGAUGGAGGUGAACCGGCUUGCGCGUGAGGAGGGCGGAAAUUACGUCCUCGAUGGUGUCAUCAGCGUUAUUGAUGUUGAGAACUGGGAGGGGUAUGAGGAUACUUCGUACACGGCGAAGAUCCAGGCGAAAUAUACCGAUUUGAUUGUUUUUAAUAAGUGGGAGGAUUUACCGGAGCGGUUUGAUGUCUGUCUUGAUCGGGUGGGGGACUUGGAGAUUGAGACGCCUUGGGUUAAGUCGAAUAAGGGUCGGGUUGAUAUGGAUGUGAUGCUGGGGAUUGAUGGGGCUUUGUUUAAGGAGUCUGAGGAUGGGGGUACGGGUGACCAUGGACAUGGACAUGAGGAUCAGCAUCAGCAUGAUCAUCAAUCUGAGGUUGAGGUUCUUUCUGUGGUUUUGAAGUCUGGUGUUGAGGGGAAGACGGUGGACGUUGCUGCUCUCGAGCGGUUUCUUUCUUUGGCACCUCGUGAGGAGGUGUAUCGCAUCAAGGGGAUUAUUCGCUGCUCGAACCAGGAUCUUCCGGUGGAGACAUCGGAUAAUUUGAAUGCCAGAGAGAAGGCCGAGACUCCUGGGGUGCAGUAUUAUAUUCUCAACUGGGCGUUUGGACGCUGGACUUGCACUCCUUCUCGCGUGGUUGCGGAAUCUGCAGACUCGGCUGUCAUUGCCCGCAUUACAUUGAUUCUGGCUCGGUACGAGUCGGCCAAGUGGAAGAAGAAGCUUCAAGCUGGUGGGCUGGUCCAGGCAGGCGAAGAAGAGGGUGUGAUGUUGAGUGUGGAGCGCUUGGUCUAG